AUGUUUAUCAUUAAGGUGGCAUCUUUGGACACGCUGCUAAAUAUAGCAUUGGAACAAGCGAAGCAGCUGACGAAAGCUGAACAUUGCUGGGUGAUGCUGGUCGAUGUCGAUAAAAUGGAACUGGUGGAUUCAAAAUGGAAGGACGAGAAAAAUAACGUUCUAAGGUUUCCCUUAAACAAAGGCAUCGCUGGCCAAGUGUUAACAACAGGACGAUUGGUUAACGCGAAGUCGGCUAAAGAUCACCCCGCUUUUGAUCCAGAUAUUGAUUCGCGGCCUGGUCUAACCUGCAACACAAUUCUCUGCUUUCCUAUACGAGAAAAAACAGGAAUAAUAGGGAUCGGUCAGCUGAUGAAUAAAGUUAACGACCCAUACUUUGAUGGGAUGGAUGAGGAGAUGGCGCUCGCGUUCAGCAUAUACUGUGGGAUCUGUAUGAUACACUCCAUGGUUUACCAGAAGAUUCAAGAGGCACACAUUCGGAACACGCUGGCUAACGAAUUAGUCAUGUAUCAUAUGAAGGUAGGAGAUGCAGAAGUGAUUCGAUUACUGGAAUGUAAGGGAUUCCAUAAUUAUCCACACUUUGCCAGCCUGCACUUUAAUCCACGUGCGUUACCUUUACGAGAACUUCCUUGCUACGUGCUUCGAAUGUUUCAUAAUCUCGGAUUUCACAAAAAAUUUGACAUUAAGCCUCAGAAGCUGGCAUGUUUUAUUCUAUACGUGAAGAAGGGGUACAGGGAUGUCCCAUACCAUAGCUGGUUGCACGCGUUCAAUGUUGCACAAUGGGCUUACGCAGCCAUGAUGAACUUCAGGCUCAUCACCGACGGUUAUAUGAAGUGA
Molecule: messenger RNA, 834 nt
Organism: Diatraea saccharalis (sugarcane borer)
Lineage: Eukaryota; Metazoa; Arthropoda; Insecta; Lepidoptera; Crambidae
Source: the annotation of a GenBank genome assembly